AUGAAUCAGCGUAAAAGUGUCAACUCCGAGUCUUAUUUUUUCGAGCCCUGUCUCCGACUUACCGGCAACUCGGUUGAAUGCUAUAAAUACUUGGAAGAGCUUCUCGCGGAUUUUAGAAGAAUUAAAACGAUGAAUAAAAUGGGCGCAUUCCAAGUCAGUCAUAUUGACGAAUUCAUUGACUCUCUUUUAAUCGAGGAUCGAGUUUGCGAAGUAAUCCUCCCGCGUUUGCAAAAACGAGCUGUUUUAGAAGAACAAGGACUUUUGAAGCCCCGGUGGAGCGCGUUAGAACAAGAUCUUGAAGAAAUGGAUAAAGAAGAAGAGGCUCAACGAAUGGCUGCAGAACUCGCAAAGGAAGAGGAAGGCUAUGAAUCACCAGUUCCAUCCCCACCGAGAAAAGAAAAGAAAGAGAAGAAAGAGAAAAAGUCUAAAAAGGAAAAGAAACACAAGAAAUAUAAAGAUCUCGAUGCUCCUGAGGAGUCUUCAAGACGCCGGUAUGGCCGAAUAUCCCAAUAG
Oikopleura dioica is the source of this 513-nucleotide messenger RNA. The record is from the annotation of a GenBank genome assembly. NCBI's taxonomy places the organism in Eukaryota, Metazoa, Chordata, Appendicularia, Copelata, Oikopleuridae.